Armigeres subalbatus is the source of this 4581-nucleotide messenger RNA. RefSeq lists its product as uncharacterized. The coding region runs from base 1903 to 3174 and encodes 423 amino acids. Gene Ontology annotation, molecular function: serine-type endopeptidase activity. The transcript is spliced from 7 exons. Gene Ontology annotation, biological process: proteolysis. The record is from RefSeq and is a predicted model, not a curated record. NCBI's taxonomy places the organism in Eukaryota, Metazoa, Arthropoda, Insecta, Diptera, Culicidae.
AAGUGUGAGAAGGAGACCUGCCGCGCGCCGUACUUGACUGCAGGCUUCUGGUUGCGAUCGACACCGUCAGUCAGUUAGUCGCGAUCCGCGAGCCAACAAACAACAACAAAAAUAGUCCGGAAAGAUCGGUAGAUUUGGUUUGAAAACAAAAGUGGCGCGAAUGCAACACUUCUGGUUUCGCGCAUUGUGUCUUGGCGGUUUGGCUUUGGCUAAGGAAGCUUUAUGGUGUUUUUUUUUGCGAGAUCGGCAUCGCGAUAAACAUAGUUAUGACCUCCGGUUUCUGGUGGAACUUAGUUUUUGUUUCUGCAGUACCCAAUUCGGUUAAUAUUUGAUAUCGUCUGAAAUUUGCAUCUUUUUAUUCGAGAAACGAAACCGGUCUUACCGCGAAGUGAGAUAUAAUUAAAAUAUUGGAGCAUGCUGCCCGCAAUCUGAUUGAUUAGUGUUGUUGGUGAUUUAAAAUCUGGAAACCGGCCAGUAGAUUGUCAUUUUUGAAGUGAAAUUGAUGUCCGCUUAUCGUAAAAUGCGUCAACUCGAUUGACCUGCCUGUGAUAGCUGACAGACCCGUAGGAGGCAAUAAUUGACACGAAGACAAAAUAUCGAAAGCUAUGUUAAACGGUUGGUAGAUUGAUCGCUAAACCGGAAAAUGUGCCGAAUUCUGGGUCGAAGCUUCCGUAACACAAUCAAUCUUUAAUAAUCCCAAGUUGAGUGUGAUGCGGAGACUCACAAGAAAAAAGAAGUGAACGGUUUCUGGAAGUUCAAGUGAAAGUCACACAAUUACGAAGUCAGGACAGGUGCUUUGGCUUCUUGAACUCCUUGACUUCUUGUGCAGGUGAAAUAAGUAGCUGAUAAUGGAGUGGCAAAAAAUGCAACAUCGGAAUCUGGAAUAAAUGCUAAGUUAGUGAUCAACGCGGCGGACGGUUGAUUGAGCGAUACCGACAACCGAAUAAUCACCAUUGGCGGCAUCUCUGCAGCUGUAACCUUCGACCCGAGGCAUAACCAUCCGAAAACGUGCCGAAUGAAAGUGAACUUCCCGCGCAGUCAUUAGAAACAUGCAAAUAUGCAAAUGAUCCACAUCAGAAAGUCGAGUCAAAUAGGAAUCCCAAAUGCACCGUGAGGAAACUCUCUUUCAUGUAUGAUCUUACUUCUCAACGGCAUUUUUUCGAUAGGUGAACAGCGUAGGAAGCUGUGGAUAGCUCUCCAACAAUGGAAAUAGCUCUUGGUACCGGUUAUGCUCAGCUUCUGCAGCUUCGGAGGAACAAUAAUAUCCAAAUCACUUUAGAUUAUGUAUAUUAGGUGGUGAAAAACUUCGUUAUGCUGGAAGUUGGCCCUCGAUGAUAAAAGUGAAAUGAUUUUAUUUUUCGUCGGUAGGAAGUUUGCGAUGAUUAAGAAGCAGUGGGGAGCAAGAUAUAUUGUCAUUUGAAUUUCUGAGUAUCGUACACGUUCAUGAUUUCGUGGAAAAAGUGAAUAAUCCGAGCCGUCCGGUGAAUCCUUCUGUAGUUGAUGCUGCAUCUUGUUCGAUUUUUUGGAGCGUAAAGGCCAGUAGACCUGCAUCCUUGCGGAAGAAGGGAAUACGGCCAUCAAACAUGCAAAAUGAAUACAACAUGUGCAUGACCAUUUUGCUGCUGAUUGUGGGAUUUGUCCGGGCGGAACACUUGUUAUUCUCGGAUUGCGGAGUACGUACCUCUCGUCGACAACCUCGCAGCAGCAGCACCAAUUCAUACAGCGACAACGAUUGGAAUAGUUUCUACAAUCGUUCAACAACGACAUCUUCAGAACAACAAAGACCUGAUAUAGACAACGACCCGGACGAAGCCAACCGCAACCCAAAGAUUAUGCACGGAGUACCAACCCUGGAAGGCCAGUAUCCAUGGCAGGUAUCACUGGAGCUACUGCAUCCCUCGUAUGGAUUCAUCGGGCACUGGUGCGGCGGAGUACUCAUUGAUAGGAAUUGGGUGCUUUCGGCUGCUCAUUGCAUUCAUAAGUAAUUAUGUUCAUGAUUUGUUCAACUUACCCCUACCACCACUAUGGACAGUGGUGCUAGGCGAGUACGAUAGGUCACACGAAUCCGGAUACGAGCAGCGAAUCCCCGUCGACAGGAUUGUCCUGCAUGACAAAUAUCACAAUUUCAAGCACGAUCUUGUGCUUAUGAAAUUGAAUAAACCAGCCAACAUUACACCGAAUUCAAGAGUGAAGAAAAUAUGCCUGCCGUUUGCUGACAUUAAAGUCAACACUUUAGCCAACGAUCCCCGACCAGAGCUGGAUCGAUCGAAAUUCAAACCUGGAGCUGGUCAGCUAUUUUUUUACGACUAUCUUGGUCGCCCGCCGGAACCAGUCAGUGCGGGGCAGGGUUCGGCUCCGGGAAGUAUGGGAAACAAAGAGGAUGGCAUCGAAACAGAAUCCAACUUCCCAGAACCACUUCCCGAACGAGAGGACAAUUAUCUUCGGCGGUUACGGCUUCUAGGGGAGUUGCCACGUCGUCCGCGAACGGCGCGAGUCGUCGUAAGCACCAUGAUACGAGAACACCUGCUGAACAGAGGGAAUUCAACCAAGCCCAGAAAAAUCCCGAAAACAAACCGUAGAGGGCGUCGCCUAUACCAGACUACAGAUUUCGGAGAUGACAAUAGCAACAUUGAUGACAACGAUGACGACGAAAAUGGUGAUGGGAUUCAUCGUGGAACUCGGCACGGUGGAAAACGACGGCGAAACGAUAAAUUCACCCACGGGGCCCUCUUUCGGAAUGAGAACUACCGAAACGAGUACGGAGAAGAACAGGACUACUCCGCUGCGGGAUCCAGUGCCAUGCCCGAUACGUCCCAGUACGUGGACUGUUUGGCAACAGGUUGGGGCAAGUCGACAAUCGAUGAUGAAUUAACUGACAUCCUGCUGCAGACGAAGGCCCCCAUCCAAAGUAGUAAAAAGUGUGAAGAAGCGUACGGAGAUUUCAUCAAACUACAUCGUGGACAUCUUUGCGCGGGGAAUGUGGACGGAACUGGUGGGACUUGUGUGGGUGACUCCGGUGGACCAUUACAAUGUCGCAUCACCAAGCACGGUCCAUGGAUUCUAGUAGGCAUAACUUCAUUUGGAUCCGGUUGUGCUUUCAAGAAUUACCCAGACGUUUAUACAAAAAUUUCGUUCUACCGGCAAUGGAUAAUGGACACGAUUUCGAGCAACUAAAGAACAAGAACAACUCUAUCCGUGUUAGGAUGUUCACGUCAAAUUACGUAACGCAAAAAGGGAGGGAAGGGGUCAGACCAAGCGUUACGGUUCAUACAAAUAAAUUAAAUCAUCCAUACAAAAAGAGUUAAGUAGGGUAAGGAGGAGAUCUAAUAUUACCCAAAUUUGCGUUACGUAAUAUUUAAACGGCCCCUUAGUUACUAUCGAUGUUACCAAUUGGGCUCAUAAAAGGGCUCUAAAGAACCAAAUAAUGUGAUACUAUAAUUUAGAUACAAAUAUCAUCUGUGAAGCUUUGGGAAAAUAAUGAAUUCAUUUUUUUGUAUACAUAUUUGAAAUAGUUCUGCUUCUGAGGUUUUAUAAUUUUCAUUUUUAAUUGCAAAAAAAAGCAUUAACCUACAAUUGAUUUUUUAUUAAACAAUGCUAUUUAUGUUUUUUAAUGGUUAUGAUUCAUGAUAAACACCAUCGCAUGUAAAGCAGGUCAUGCUUACUUGCUUUCAAAGAUUAACUUCAUGGAUUUGAAAGAAUCAAUGUGAGUAUUGGUUGCUGAUUGUGCAAUUUCAGGUGCCUCGCACCACAAAUCCCCAUAUUAUCAAUACAAAAUAAUAGUUUAACACGUUGGUUCAUUUGAAUUGACUAACACGUUCAACUGAGCGGAUAUGUAUCUUUUUUUUAUUUUACUCGGAUUGCACCCAUCCAAAACAUAGAACUGUGAGUAAAGCCGUAAAUAUUCAGAACGAAACUAAUUGAAAAGAAUGAACAUUUUAUUGAAGAUAAAUCGGGCUAAAAACUUAAUAACGAUGUUUUGCAUUUUCAGUUAUGUGGAAUGGUGCACAGCAAUAAAAAAAGCUUCCCGAUUUUACAGACAACAUACUUUUUUAUCCUGUUUAGUUACCAACGACCAGACUCGCAUACUUUCCAUUUUCCCAGUGGCCGUUUAAUUUCUGCCAUGUUUUGUUUGUUUUUGUUAGGGUUCUUUUUUUACCCCCAGAUGUUGUUUGUUAUUACUGUUUGUUAAAUACACGUUAUUGUUUUUAUUUAUUUUUAUUGCAUUUCCCAUCCACCGAAACCGGACUCGAUUUGUUGUAUUUAUGUUGAAUUUUAUUAUAGCUUUACCGGCCGUGAGUGCUAGUAGUGUUGCUUCUUGUACACAGCUUUUCCUACAUGGAUGCCGGCAAAAUCCCUCCAGCUCGAACUAAGUGCCUCCCUCGGGAAAGCGCACAAGUGGAGUAAUAAUCACCACUCUGGUGGGCAAUUUUCACGGAUUACAGUGGGUUUAUGCUAUGAUUUCAUUGCCAUGAGGCUCGCGGUUGUAGACAGACAGUAUAUUUUGUAGAUAGGGACCAAAUUAUAGCAAUUCGAGCCGUACAAAUGUAAAUAAAGAAUGUUGAAAAAAUAUGUUAUGUAUAA